GGGACACACAAGCACACCCAUCAAGUCUCAUUUCCUUCUUUUUGACAGGACUAAGCUCCUCCAAUCUUUGCUCGUGCAAACACCCUCUUUCUUGCUCUAUCUUUCUCUCUCACAAGGAAAAAAAGUCGCGAUACUAGCAAUACAUCACCAUGGCGAGCAGAAACAACUCUAUCGUUGCACCGCUUCCUGACUCUGUGGUCAAAAAGCAUGGUGUCAAGACUAUUGAGAGCAACAAUGCAGUCACCGGUGCUCAGAACCUUACUCUGAAGCAGUCGAUUAUGCCCGUCUGCCUUGUUACCAUUCUUUUCUUCUUGUGGGGGUUUGCCUAUGGACUUCUUGAUGUCCUGAACGCUCAUUUCCAAGUCGCCCUCGGCAUCACCAAGGGCCAGAGCGGUGGUCUGCAAGCCGCUUAUUUUGGUGCGUACGCCAUUGGUCCCUUGACCUACUCAGGAUGGAUCGUCAGAAGAUUCGGUUACCGCUGGGCAUUCAUCACCGGCCUCUGUAUCUACGGUGUUGGAGCUCUGAUGUUCUGGCCAUCCGGAUUGAAACGUUCCUUUGGUGGAUUCUGCGGAAGCAUGUUCAUUGUCGGAUCCGGUCUCUCGACUCUCGAGACUGCUGCCAACCCUUUCAUCGCUACCUGUGGUCCUGCAAAGUACUCUGAGUUGCGUUUGACUCUGGCCCAAGCUUUCCAGGCUGUCGGCACAGUUGUUGCACCUGUUCUGGCCAGUCAGGUCAUCUUCAAGAACGUCGACGACACCUCCCUUACGUCGGUGCAAUUCGUGUACUUAGGAAUUGCCAUCUUUGUCUUCAUCCUCGCCGUCGUCUUCUUCUUCGCUCCCAUUCCUGAGGUCACCGAUGCCGAUAUGGCUGCUCAGGCUGCAUCCAGUGGCACUCAAACAGCUUUCGAAGACAAGCCCCUUUCCAAACAAUACACUCUGUUCUUCGGUGUUGCCGCACAGUUCUGCUACGUCGGUGCUCAGUGCGCCUACGCCGGUUACUUCAUCAAUUACGUCUCUGCCGUCCGUCCCGGAACCACUCAUGCUACCGGAGCCAACCUUCUUGCAGUAGCACAAGGCUGUUUCGCCAUUGGUCGUUUCGUCGCGAGUGGUCUGCUCAAAAUUACCAAGCCUCGUCUCGUUCUCAUAGGCUUCCUUUCGGGAGUUGUUCUCUUCGCUUGCUUGACCAUGGGCCUCAAGGGCAACGCCGGCAUUGCAUCAAUCUCCCUGGUCCUAUUCUUCGAGUCUUGCGUGUUCCCCCUUAUCUUCGCUCUCUCGAUUAGAGGUCUCGGCCGUCACUCCAAGCGCGGUGCCAGUUUCAUCGUCGCUGCCGUCUCUGGCGGUGCUUUGUUCCCCCCUGUCCUCGGCACAGUCGCCGACCACAUCGGCACUCAGAAGGCCUUCUUUAUCCCCCUUAUUGGCUUUGUUAUUGCAUGGAUGUUCCCUCUUUACCUCAACCUGUUCAAGGCUAAGAGCUUGGACGGCUGGACUGAGGAGAAGGCCCCUACUUCCACCACCACCGACAAGGAUGUCGAGAGCAUGGUUGACGACGACGAGAAGAAAGGUGCAGCUAUCGAGCACCAGGAAAUUAGAGCCUAGAUAUAAGUGAUUUAGCACGAGUAUGGGGUGGUUACUUUAUUAGACGUAUGUACGAUGUACCUCCGAAUGUUAUAA
This is a messenger RNA of Aureobasidium pullulans EXF-150, 1670 nucleotides long. Its product is annotated as putative L-fucose-proton symporter. Gene Ontology annotation, molecular function: transmembrane transporter activity. The transcript is spliced from 3 exons. Lineage: Eukaryota; Fungi; Ascomycota; Dothideomycetes; Dothideales; Saccotheciaceae. The coding region runs from base 150 to 1595 and encodes 481 amino acids. Gene Ontology annotation, biological process: transmembrane transport. The record is from RefSeq and is a predicted model, not a curated record.